This is a messenger RNA of Oenanthe melanoleuca, 1284 nucleotides long. RefSeq lists its product as uncharacterized. The transcript has 15 exons. Lineage: Eukaryota; Metazoa; Chordata; Aves; Passeriformes; Muscicapidae. The record is from RefSeq and is a predicted model, not a curated record. The coding region runs from base 1 to 1284 and encodes 427 amino acids.
AUGGAUUCGCUGUGCAAGCACUUUGAUGAAAUUAACGACUUUUGUAUCCAAGUUGUUGUCGUUCCCAGGAUUCUAUAUCAUCCUGACGAUGAGGUGCUUCUUCACUUCGAUGACAGACCCUAUCGGCAGAGACGGGAACUGGCCCUUCUGGAGAGAGACCAUAAACAGAUUGCUUUAGCAGAAGUGCUGUGCCAGACUCAGGGAGAGCUGUUCCCAGCCCGAGAGCAGGAGGAGCAGCUGAGGCAGCGAGUGGAGGAGCAGCAGGAGAAUGGCCAGGUCAGACACCAGGCUGUGGCAUCAGGGGCUGCAGCAGCCACGCUGCUCCCCAGCCUGCAGCUGGAGAUCCUUUCAGAGGAAGCAAUGAGGGGCAGGCCAGAGGCUGCAACAUUCCAGCACAUCCCUAUAAGUUUUAGGGAUCUCAACUCACCAGCAGCUGUCAGAGGUGAAGCAUUACCAACAGGAAAAGAAUCUUUGCCAGCUCACUUUGAAGCUGAAGCAGCUGUUACACCUCCUGCUGCUGCUCCUGAUGUUCACUUUCAACCUGAAGCAGCUGUUACGCCUCCUGCUGCUCCUCCAGAUGCAUGCUGGGAACAGCCUAGACACGCAGCCUACAAUUUGUUAGGAAUUGACAAACCCGCUGGUAGGACACCCUCCAGAACCUACUCUGUGCCUGGAACUGGCAGAAUCUCUGAAUACUUUCGCUUUCCAUGUGUACCCCAAGGAAUCCGUAAACCUCAUGGUCCUGAUCCUCAUGUAUGCUGGGGGGAGCCUAGACAGAGAUCUGACACUUUGUCAGGAAGUGACAUACCCUCUGGUGGGACUCCCUACAGAACCUACAACGUGCAUGGAACCGACACAAGCUCUGAACCUUUUCCACUUGGCUUUGUAUCUCGAGAAGCCAGUACUCCUCUUGAUCCUGCUCCUGAUGCAUGCUGGGAACAGCCUAGACACGCAGCCUACAAUUUGUUAGGAAUUGACAAACCCGCUGGUAGGACACCCUCCAGAACCUACUCUGUGCCUGGAACUGGCAGAAUCUCUGAAUACUUUCGCUUUCCAUGUGUACUCCAAGGAAUUUGUAAACCCCGUGGUCCUGAUCCUCAUGCAUCCUUGGGUGAACCCAGACAGAGAUCUGACACUUUGUCAGGAAGUGACAUACCCUCUGGUAGGACGCCCUACAGAACCUACAACUUGCAUGGAACUGACACAACCUCUGAACCUUUUCCGCUUCGUUUUGUACACCGAAGAGCCAGUACUCCUCCUGAUCCUGCUCCUGAUGUGCACUAG